AUGACGGGAAACUAUGUGAUAAUUCGACUUCCGAGAGGAGGAGCUGCUUUUUUGGAAAACUUCGGAGGCACUCUUGCAGACAACUUGGAAGCAGGACAUAAACUCUGCUGCGAGCUUUUUCCCGAUCCCGAACAAUACGAUCCCAAGUUCCUACAAACCACCCGAAAAAAGGCAGAAGAGUAUUUUGAGCGUUUAAAACAAGAAGCGGAGAGCGUGCAUGCACCGGGGGGCCUCGGGGGCCGCGUUGUCACCCAGCCGGGACAGUUAGUUCGCUACACUCUUUCGAAAGAUGACACAAACAUGUUUGGCUUAGUGCAGGCGGUGUCAGCAGCUGUCGAUACACCCGACAGCAGCAGCCGCAAAGUCGAAGACAACUCCGACGCCAAAACCCCCAGCAGAGACGCCCUCGUCACCUUCUACUUCCGCAGCCCCCAGGCUCUCGCGGAACAGACUCAGUCUAAGAGCGUCGACAGGCAGCGACUUACUGUUAUUUUGUCUUUACAAACGCUGGUGCACCCGAAGAACAUCCCCCCCUCGGGCUACCGCUGCUGGCAGCGAGUCUUCAGGCCUGACGGCUGGAUUGGUUUGCAGCCAGUUGAGAUAUCAUCAGUUUCUGUAGAGGCAGCAAAUGCAGACCAAGGCGACGGGGCUGGGGCUUUGUACAAGGGGCAUGCAGUGAUUCACCCGCUGCUGGGCCCCGACCUGGACAGCCCCCCUAACGAAGGGGCCCCUGAGGAGUCUGUGGGCCUCGACGAGCUGUUCAUGGACGCCGUGGGCGAAAGCGACAAGCAGCCUGCGCGGGACGCGGAGUUCACCCUGAGUCAGAAGGUGGCCGGCGAGUUCGCAGAUGUGCGACUUCUCAAUCAACUUUCGGUGACGCAUUUAUGUCGUUGGUUGAAAUUCCACAUUUCCAUUUUGGAACCCGACAGAAGAUUCACCAAAAACGUCCUGCUCCAGGUGCGGGUGCAGUUUUGGGCUGUCAAAAUUCUGCUGGCGACUCCGCUGACAACAAAGUUAUAUAUGCAUUUCAUUAAAGACAUUAAAGACAAAAGCAUGCGAGUUGGAGAAGACACUGCAGCAGCACAUCCUCUCGGAGCGUUCUUCAGCAGCGACGGGGACUUAAUGGAGCACUUCAACUUGAAGCUGAACACGGAGCAGCUGCUUAGCUCGGUCAUGGCUGCCCGGCGAACUGAAGAAUAUGUGAAGCUGGCCCUGGAAGGCGUGGCCAAAUUGAGGGCCCAAAUUCAGCAGCAAGGAGGAGUGGACUUUUUGACCCGUUUGGAGUUGGACUCGAGGGGCCCCCCGCAGCAGCAGGGGGGCCCCCCGCAGCAGCAGGGGGGCCAGGGGGGCCCCCCGCAGCAGCAGGGGGCCCCCCCCCAGGCCCCCUACCGCGACGCCCUCCCGGGGGGCCCCUACCCCGACAAAAGACUUAACAACAUUCACCGGGGGGCCCCCCAUUUGCCAGCGAGCCACCAAGGCACAGCAGAGGACCUCUGA
This is a messenger RNA of Eimeria necatrix, 1497 nucleotides long. RefSeq lists its product as hypothetical. Bases 1 to 1497 code for a protein of 498 amino acids. Lineage: Eukaryota; Apicomplexa; Conoidasida; Eucoccidiorida; Eimeriidae. The record is from RefSeq and is a predicted model, not a curated record. The transcript has 11 exons.